ACGUGCAGAAGUCCCGGUUUAAGCGUGAGACGACAUCUCGAGACCUUGCUGUUCCAAGUCACUUUGAACCUCCAGGAAUAGAAUUCUCUCAACAGACAGCGGACUUAGGCUCAGCUAAGCGAGCAAAGAGCUCUUCUUUAGCCUCCUGGAGAGGGCGGCUACGUUUCUUCUUGGGUGUGCCUACUUCUCCCCUUGGACUUGCCGGGAGUUGUGAAAGCAGCAUAGGCUGCCGGUAUGGCAACGCCCCUUGUGGGCGGUUCGUGGACAGCAUCGCGGACCUUUGCAUCCGAACAAGAUGUGGCCAUCUUGAAGACAGCUGGCGUCCACUCUAUCCCAGUGGCCUUGGUCCCCACCGACGGUUCGAGGGUCCGACUGGGAAACCCUAGGCUUCUGCACUCACAAAUGGAAGCAAUCUCAUCAUCAUACCGCGAUGUGACUGAGGUCAAGCCUUACUCAUCGGGCGGCGUCUUGAUCCGUACUGAAAGCCUUCGUGUUGCCGUCGACUUCCUGUCGUGCUCCCACUUCGGGUCUUCCGCGGUGAAGUCGUUCAUCCCCUCUCACCUUGUCUCGAUUAAGGGCGUCAUUCGCGGUGUGGACACCUCACUUGCGGUUGGAGACCUUUUGGAAUCAUUCUCCUCUGCAUGCCAUCUCCGUGCAGCGUUGUUCUAAAGUGGACGGGGGGCAGCGCAUUUCCUUGCCCACAGUCAUCGUCUCAUUUGCUGGCUUUACGCUUCCUGCGGAGAUCAAAGUAUGGCCUCUUAUCUUUCCCGUGUUCUCUUUUACUUCGCACCCCCGUCAAUGUACCAAUUGCUAUCGCUUCGGUCACGGCGUUCGUAGUUGUCGCUCCAAGGCUCGAUGUCGAAAGUGUGGAGGUGAGCACAAUGAACCCGACUGUACGUCCCCAACGAUCACCUGCUGUCAGUGCCACCAGUCACAUUUUGCGGAUUCUCCUUCAUGCCCGGCUAGAGAGUCCGAGCAAUGCCUCUUGUCUGUUAUGGACCAGCGGCAUUGCUCGAGGCAGGAUGCCAUACGCGUGGUAUCUGGGCGCGGCGCAUCCUACGCGUCCGCGGCCAGCGCCGCUAGCUCUGUCCCUGUAGCCCUUAAUCAGUCGUUCCUCAUUGAUCUCAUCAAGACUUGUGUCACGCAGGCGCUGGAAAAGUUCUUCAGCUCUCUCAUUCCCACCGCUGCCGUCGCUAGUGCCUUGCAGUCGACUUCGGCUGCUAACGAGCCUCGACCACAGGAAGGCGCAUCAGGUGUAGCCUGCACCAGCGUGCAGCUGCCGGAUAGGCCGUUUCCUGAUGCUUCAUCUCUUCUUUCUACUGACGGCUCCGAGAUGGACCUUGCGGGCCCCUCGCCUUCGGCUGAAGGUCAGGCAGGUCAGCUUUCUCCAUCGUGUAGAAGACGGAAAAGGCGGAGACGCAGGGAUAAGGCAGGGAAGCCUGAGGAUAUUCUGACCCAGCUAGUCCAAACAACAAUCGUCAAUGAUUCUCAGCCUUAGCGUCAUUCAGUGGAACUGCCGUAGCGUGUUAUCGUCUCUAGUUGAUUUGCACCUCGUCAUUCAGGUCGUCAUUCCAUUCCCCCGCUCAUCUUUUAUUCAGUCAUUUCACUCAUCUCAUCCUCUCAUCGCUUCACGUCACCACCGUCACCAUCAACCAUCAACUGGGCCCUCAUGUCACGAUCCGUGGCCAAUUGCCCCGUGCUAUGCGCCACUGCGGAGAAAGACGAAGAAGAAGAAGAAGAAGAAGUUCCAACAGUCCAGUCGUCGUUCACUCAUGCAUGGACCUCACCGGACAUGGUUCCUUGGGCUCACAUAAUCCCGCUUCACGUUGCAGCUUCUGGAAGGCGAGUGUUACGUUAGUAUGCUCCAAUAUUUGUCAGAUACGCGCAUCUCAUGCGCGGUUUAAAGCACAGUAUAUACCGUUAGCAUUUUCGCGAAUGUUGGUAACUCCCAAGCAGAAGCCGAGGCGCACUUUAUGCGUUAAUUUUCCUUUCUUCGAACUAUGAGUAAACUUGAGCACCUGAUUAGGGCAAGCGUAUCGUUGACAUCGAAUCUCCGAAUGGGAAGGCCUAACACUGUAAAGUUUUAUGCCUGUAACACCGGCACCAACACUGUUAAUGUAAUAUGUAUAACAGUGGAUGCUAUAUCAGAUUCAUUCUAUGGUAUACGAUAUUGCCGAAUGUCUUCAGGUAUUCAGUGUUGCGACUAUAAUUUCAAUACAUUUUCAAUUACAAUAGUUUUAAUUUUUCGUAGGCUACAUCAACCGCUGGGGUCUACAGCUGAACAGCAGCGCUGGACACUGUCGACCCCUCGUAGAUGAACAGGUGGAGCUGUAUACCCUAUCAUUGAGAAAAUAAAGUAGCUCUUCUGUUUGGUCUGGACAUUCCUGAUUGGCCCGUAACGCGUGCGUCUUGCGAAGGUCAGGCACGCGAGUCACCUCGCGCCGUGUUAUUCUUUCACCGCUGUGGUUUUGAGAUCACGUUAUCAGUGCUGUUUUCAGGGAAUAGCCCGAGAUGGAAUGUUUUAGCGUAACGGAAUUCAAGUGAAGCGAUUGUGUCGUGGCUACUAAUUUUGCUAUUCUUAGUAGAAAGCCUAACUCUGACCACGGUGGAGGCAACCACUCACGAAGUUUUCGUUGAUACAACGACGGCGAUUACUACGACCAUGGUGCCAACUAAGACUACCCACACCACGGCGACUACGACCACAGCGCCAAUUGAGACUACUACGACUACCACCACGACUAGCACUACUACGACUACCACCACGACUAGCACUACUACGACCACCACUACAACAUCAACGACGACUACUACUACUACGACCACGACGACUACGACCACGACUACAACCACCACGACUACUACUACCACCACCUUGAAACCACCUUUGCCUCAUAAGUUUCUUGCUUGCGUCAGUUCAGUCGUUCAGGCAAUAUUUCACCCACUGGAUGAUGUGUGUUACUUCAUGUUCUUCACCGUCCAAGACAUCAAUCAACUCAAAAACAAGAAUAUCGGUCUUGCGAGAAGCAAAGUUGGUAUCGACAUACCGAGCUCAAAAGCCAACGCUAAUCAGGGCAAACUUGAAAAUUCCAUCGCAGCGUACUGGCCAAAGAUCAGAGACUUCGCUGUCCUGGACAUGGAACUCCGUCCAAGUGUUUCCACUUAUGUCGGUCAUGUCGAAGCAUUUCUAACAGAAACGGACAGACUUCUAAACAUCCAUAUGAAAGCAGAACCAACGCCAAGGAGGAACUUUGGCUACGUGCUUCUAGGUGUGGCCCUACUUCAUGGAAGCCAACAACCAAGCACCAUCAUGGCUAACUUCAAUCAGCUAGUACAAGGAAUUAAGCCAGACGCAAUGGUGUACCGAACAACUUUCAAUCGUAAUAUAACGGACCCAAACGUAUGCCGGACUACAGGACCGUCACCCUGGCAGGGACCUGGCAUGCCGUCUAUGCAGUCGUCAUUCGUUGAGUCGCUGUCAUUCAGACCAUCCAUUGCUCCAUGCCAGAGUGUCACCCAGGUCAAUCCAAAAGAAUUGGUGUGCCAAAAUGGACUAUACUAUAAGGUAGUAACAGACAAUGUGGGGAAGCUUGGAACCGACACCACCCGAGUCGACCAAGGGGGCCGUACGAUUGAGAGCACUUUCACAAUAGCGUACGACUCGGAUUGCACUAUGUCGAAAAAGAUGUGUAUGUCUUUCAAUACCUAUGGCUUCACGGGCGGCUACGUCAUCUUCGACGUCCACUUCCACUACCUGUGUUCAGCACCACCAGCAUUCGUUGAUUCCAAGGGUGACUUCGGCGUUGUGAAGUGGGCAAAAGUUAAUAUGCACAAGAACUACGCCGGGUUAGAAUGCGAGAAGCUCUGCUGAUAAGCUCAUGGGCAAAGAAUGUGAUUAUCAUUUGUAUGCAGAUUAUUGUUUAUAUGGCCGUGAAGCAAUCUGAUGUGAUAUGAUGCAAUAUAUGAUGUUCCAUCCAUGA
This is a messenger RNA of Ornithodoros turicata, 3980 nucleotides long. Its product is annotated as eukaryotic translation initiation factor 3 subunit E-like. The record is from RefSeq and is a predicted model, not a curated record. Lineage: Eukaryota; Metazoa; Arthropoda; Arachnida; Ixodida; Argasidae. The transcript has 9 exons. Bases 2663 to 3871 code for a protein of 402 amino acids.